Molecule: messenger RNA, 2643 nt
Organism: Kwoniella shivajii
Lineage: Eukaryota; Fungi; Basidiomycota; Tremellomycetes; Tremellales; Cryptococcaceae
Exons: 3
Coding region: 1-2643 (880 amino acids)
Biological process (GO): regulation of DNA-templated transcription
Cellular component (GO): nucleus
Molecular function (GO): DNA-binding transcription factor activity, RNA polymerase II-specific; zinc ion binding
Source: RefSeq, a predicted model, not a curated record
AUGUCUGCGUAUCCGACAUAUCAAGUUGAUCAACCGAUAGCUUCUGGAUCAAACACUCAUCAUCAACAUCAUCAUCCUAACUCAGUACCAUAUCCUCAAUACCUAUAUCCUCCUCCUCUCCCUCCCCCUCACAACCAGAAUGACCAAUGGCGUACAUAUAACUCUGGAGUACCUGUACCGAAUUGGAUGAAUUGGUCGGUCGCGCCAUCAACACCAUCUACUUCAAACGUCUUGCAACCUUCAACAACAUAUGAAAACACCAAUCAAAACCAGAUCAUCCCUUGUGGAUAUCAUGAUUUGAACGCAAAUGCAAAUAAACAGAAUGUUCCGAAUGAAUAUCCUUUAUCAUCGACAAUAUCUAAUUCGAACAGAACGGUUUCCGCUUAUGUUGAAGAACCAGGAUAUUUAGAUCAUCACCGUCAUCAGAAAGAUCAUCAAAAAGCAGAUACGCACUGGGCAGGACCUGCUACGAAAAUCGAUCUUGGAACCGGUAAUAGAUUUCAGGAACUACUGGAAACCAAAAUGUCAUUGAUGGCAGGAGGAUCUCCAAUAACCACACCAUCCAAUUCACACAUGUCAACUCCUCCUUCCAUUCCACCAUCAUAUAGAUAUGACCAUACAGCCGAAUACCCCUUGCCACAGAUUCCAACUUAUCCUAAUCAUACACCAAUAACUAAUUACUCCACUUCUACCUCACCUUUACCGUAUCCCACGAACCCUUCAACGAGUUAUGACGUACCUCAAUCUCACGGUCACGGUCAAAACCUUACACCCACAGGGUAUCCUGGAUCGAUGAUCUCUUCGAGAGGUCCAGAGACUCUCUCCGCACCUAUCAUGUCAUCUCAUUCAGGUGAGAGCUCUCGAUCAAACGACUCAGCAUGGAUCCCACCAAACAAACAAUAUCAUAUUUCGCCCUCCCAAUCACUUACAAUAGCACCCCCACCUCUACUUUCGAACGGUGAUAUCUCAACUGCUGUUUAUACCCCAAUUCACACCCCCACCGCUCAACAACAAAAUAGGAUAGAUCCUCUAGAUGUGGAAAAGCAGUUAUCAGAUUGGUCACAAACUCAAAUCCAACCUGAUCUGGUAGCACCUUUACCAGCUUCAAUACAAUCAUGGAGGAGACAAGCAAAUUCACCCUUACUAUUAGGUGAAGGUCAAACUUACAGAUAUCCCUCUGAUCCUCCUCCAACUCAAGAUCAAUCACAAUUACCUAAUAAUGUAAUUGAAGCUAAUAUGAGUAGAAUGCUUUCUUCUACAAGAUCUUCUUUCUCUUCUUCUGUCCCGCCACCACCACCACCACCACCAUCGAUAUCACAUACACAAUCUACGCAAACCAACCAUCGAUUAAACCAUCAUAUGCCUCCUUGGGAAUCGCAAGGUUUCUCUGACAAAAGACCCCACGAAGCUAUCCCUCCACCAUUGCCGUGGGCAGUUGAUUACUCUUCUACCAUACCAAUCUCGAAACCCCAACAACAAGAGAUUUUACCUCCUCUGCUGAAGAUUCGAGUUCAAAAUACUGUCGCAUCCAGCCCAAUCAGUAGUCACGGUCAAAGUCAAGCACAAAGCCAAUGGACAUCAAAUCAGCCGGAAGAAGUGAGUGUCAAUCUCAAGUCCAAGAAGGAUGUAGGCAAGAAAUUUUCACUAUCGACUUCAAUCAACAAAGCUGAUUUGUUGAAAAAGGACAAAAUAAAAAAGUCAAAGACCGCCAAACCAACAAUAGAGAAUGAAAAGAUUGAUAAUAGAGAUCAUGAGGCAUCUGAUACAAGUAAACAACCUGAAAAGAAGAAAAGAAAGAUCAAAGGUAAAAAGGAGGAGAGUGGACGAAAGAAUGAAUUAGCAGAAUCAGCAAGUGCUAAAAGCAGUGUAGUCGAUAAAUCCGCUGAGUCUUCGACUCAAAAUACCAAAGCACAAAAGCAAGCUCAAGACAAGACUAAUAUUGCCUGCAAUCAUUGUCGAGCCAAGAAAUUGAAGUGCAAUGGCGAAAAGCCUAAUUGUUAUCAUUGUCAUCGACGUGGAGAGACUACUUGUUCAUAUGAAGCUGUACUUCGACGACGAGGUCCGGGUAAAAAUAACAAAGAAAAAGAAAAGGAGACUGAAAAGGGAAAAACGUCUCGAUCAAAAAACAGCAUAUCAACUUCAAAUUCCAUGGAACGUGGUUCAAGUGAGAACGUAUCCGCUUCUGUAUCCAGAAGAGGCAACUCCCCAAGAGGUGGUUCAUCUGGGUCAGAUGAUGAUGAGGAUGAGGAAGAUCAAGGAGAACAAACCCAACGCGAGGGUGAUAUUGCAGUGCAUGAACCUCAAUCAGAGUCAAACGUUAGGAUUGUGGAAAGUUUCGGUUUAGGUGGAGGUGGUGAACAUGGUCGGAUCAACGGAAGGAGACUGGACGAAACCGAAUUGCACCAAAUGAACUAUAUCUUGAAACAACAACAAAAUGCCGAUGAUAAAGUCAACGUUGGCGGUGGCUCAUUAGGUAUGGGUUUUGGUAAUAACCUAGGUCUAGGUUUAGCUUCAAAAGUAAAUAUGGGGACCGGACUCAGGGGAAGUCCAACUACCAUAACUCCAGUCACCAACUCAUCGUCUAUCUUAACGGGUUUGGGAGGUAGUGGAAGUAGAUUCGAACUAAGUACUGCUAGGGAGUAG